UGAUGACGUCAUCGAUCUGAAAAAAAAGGGGAAAAAAAUGCGGAUCUUCUGCUUCUUCAGUCCGUCACUGUUCCACUGCUGGAAAAACUGAAGUUUGGAUGACUUUAAGGCCUGAUUGCAGCUUUUUUGAGGACGAACAGUCACACGAGAGAGUCCUGAGAUGGAGGACGCGUACAGUGAACUUUACCAGGAGUUUCUUCGCCUCAGGUCGUUGUGCCUCAGACAGGCAGCUCUGCUUCACCAGCUCACAACAGCCCUGCAGAAACAGCAAGGGGUCUCUGUUCCAGAAGUAGAAGUGAGCGAUCUGAUUUCUAUCCCGGUCCAGUGUUCCCACGAGGUCCCUGCGUUUCUGUACGAAAAGCCUCAACCGCUGACGUCUGCGGGACCAGACCCCACGCCGCCGCACGGGGCUGAGCACGCUUUCAGAAAUGUUGGCUGCGCCUCCGGUGUUCUUGCUGAAGGAAUGUCGAAGCUCAGCGUGAACAUGCCAUGCCAGAGGAAGCAGGAUGCGAAGACGGAGAUGUUGAACCCGUUCGUGUUCAAUACGGAGUUCUCGAAACACCACGCAGAUUCUCCCAGCAGGCCAAAGCCUUCAGAACAAAACGGCCCUGGUGAACGCAGAGCUCCGUACAUGAUGCCGAUGAUGGAUGGGGGCCUCCUGAACCUGUCUGGAGGAGCCAUGAUGUCUGACGUGGCGAUGCACUCGCAUGUUUGUGACUUCUGCCAAGCGGUUUUUCCCGGAGACUCAACCACACGAGGAGAGUUUCUGCGUCACCUUCACACGCAUGUCACAUAGACCAAAGACAAACACUACAGUCGAAACGUAUUUCCCCUCUGUCUUUUCCAUUAGCCAUUGUAGAUAUUGCAGUAAAAACCAGCUGACCAGACAUGCCGGAGCUCAGCUGGGGGUUGCUAGGUGAGGGGUGGUGUCCACUGAUUUGUGACAUUACAUUCUGAAAAAAAAAAAACAAAAAAAAAAAACAAUUUGGAAGCUGCAUUCUGUGUUUAGUCAGGUCAUGCUGCAUAAAAUUAGUUACAAAAUGUGGAAUGAAAUAAAAAUAUUUAAUUCUGACAAAUAAGCAAAACCAGAAGAAAUCUGAAAGGGGGCAAAUACUUUUUCAAGUUACUGCAGGUCUUCUCUCACUGACAAUAGACUGAUACUGUGAUGGUGCAUACACACCUCUGGUCACACAACCUCUGGGAAGUGUGUCAUUAGCUAUAGUGUGAAAUGAAUAUGAACUGGUUGUUGAGCAUUA
Messenger RNA from Poecilia reticulata (guppy), 1256 nucleotides. RefSeq lists its product as uncharacterized. NCBI's taxonomy places the organism in Eukaryota, Metazoa, Chordata, Actinopteri, Cyprinodontiformes, Poeciliidae. The record is from RefSeq and is a predicted model, not a curated record. Gene Ontology annotation, biological process: negative regulation of canonical NF-kappaB signal transduction.